Penicillium lagena is the source of this 1269-nucleotide messenger RNA. RefSeq names its product lysophospholipid acyltransferase family protein. The transcript has 2 exons. Bases 1 to 1269 code for a protein of 422 amino acids. Lineage: Eukaryota; Fungi; Ascomycota; Eurotiomycetes; Eurotiales; Aspergillaceae. Gene Ontology annotation, molecular function: acyltransferase activity. Gene Ontology annotation, cellular component: endomembrane system. The record is from RefSeq and is a predicted model, not a curated record.
AUGGCUCCAGCAGAGGGCCAACAGGUAGAGUCACCGGCCGUCAAGAUAGACGCCGGUCUGCUCAAGAAGCUGUCCAGCAACCCUCCCACGGAGCCCCGUCUCAAACAUGGCGUCCCCAUGCAGGUUCUCCGCGCGUUGGCGCUGGGAACCUGGCUCAACUGCUGCUGCAUCGUGAUUUUUGCCACCCAGCUGGUUGGGGCUCCGCUCUAUUUCAUCAACAAACACCGCUACUAUUCCUACAUGGCAUACACCAAGGAGUGCUUUGGUCUGGUCAUCACCGCACUCACCCAAUGGGGUGCCCCGACCCUAUUUCGUGUGAGUGGUGAUGCAAGCGUCCGAGGUCAGCUCCAUCUUACCAAAGAUGGUCUGCUGGAGACUCGCUUCCCUGAGCGUUUGGUCUUAAUCGCCAACCAUCAGGUCUACACCGACUGGAUUUACUUGUGGUGGCAGGCAUAUACCAAUCAGAUGCACGGGCGUCUCUUCAUCAUCCUGAAGGAAUCCCUCAAGUACAUCCCGGUGAUGGGGCAAGGUAUGAUGUUCUACGGCUUUAUCUUCAUGGCCCGCAAGUGGGAGUCCGACAAGCCGAGGCUGCAGCAUCGUCUGGAGAAGCUGAAGACCCUGAAGACCCAACAAACUGGAUCAGAUACUAGCAAGGCGCAGUAUGAUCCCAUGUGGCUGAUGAUUUUCCCCGAGGGAACCAACUUGUCCAUCAAUACCAAGCGGCGGAGUGAUGAGUACGGCAGGAAACAAAGCUUCCCUCCGUUGAGACAUGAGAUUCUGCCCCGGUCGACGGGUCUCUUCUUCUGUCUGCAACAAUUGCGAGGGACGGUCGACUGGGUGUAUGAUUGUACCAUUGCCUACGAAGGACCUCCAAAGGGCAGCUACCCCGACAAGUACUUUACCCUCCGCUCCACAUAUGGGCAAGGUCGCCCACCAACCUCUGUCAAUAUGCAUUGGAGACGCUUCGCAGUCUCGAACAUUCCUCUUGAUGACCAAAAGGAAUUUGAUGAGUGGCUGAGAGACCGAUGGACGGAGAAAGACGAGCUCCUGAACCAGUAUUUCGAGACUGGCCGAUUUCCGUCCGCCCUGGCCGGCACCAUUGAGGCGACAGACCAGUGCUCGGAUGAGCAACGGGUGGCUGCCUCUGCUGGAUUUGUCGAGUCCAAUGUUCGUCUGCACCAUAUAAGCGAGCUCAUUUCCAUCUUCAUGGUGUUGGGCAGUCUUGCAUUCCUGUGCCGCAUCCUGGGGUCCAUGUGGUCGAAGCAGUAG